AUGGAGCUGUGGCACAUCAUGGACUUUAUUAAGCCAAUGUUAAAAGGAGGUAAAAGGAUACUUACAAACAUGAGUAAUAUUUAUAUACAAGGGCCACCCACUAUGGCUAAAAACGAAUUUCGUACAAGAAUACGUUCUUAUGGACGAGGUUUAAUUGCUGUGGCUAAUGCUGGAAAAGAUGAUAAUACUUCCCAAUUCCUCUUUACUCUUGGUUCUACAUUAGAAUUGCAGAGUAAACAUACAAUCCUUGGGAAGGUUAUUUUAGAAACUAUAUAUAACAUGCUUAAAUUUGAAAAGGCACCUGUAGAUGAG
Molecule: messenger RNA, 312 nt
Organism: Eufriesea mexicana
Lineage: Eukaryota; Metazoa; Arthropoda; Insecta; Hymenoptera; Apidae
Product: peptidyl-prolyl cis-trans isomerase CWC27 homolog
Exons: 3
Biological process (GO): protein peptidyl-prolyl isomerization
Cellular component (GO): catalytic step 2 spliceosome
Molecular function (GO): peptidyl-prolyl cis-trans isomerase activity
Source: RefSeq, a predicted model, not a curated record